CUUGGCGAACGGUUGUGGUUUUUUCGGAAGGCGGUUUUAAAGAAGAUUGAAAGUUUUGAAAAGACGUAAAAUUUACGCCGAAAAUUAAAAAUAUAAUUUCAGUGAAAAUUGAAAAAAAUUAAUAAAUCGUUAUGGUGUUGGUAAACAGAAAAAUAAAUUAUUAAAAACAGAAUUUGAAUUCUUAGUGGAAUAUAAGUUAUUUUUGAAAAAUAACUAUAAAGGUUAUUAAAGCAAAACAAGUAGAAGUUCUACAUUUGGUUAUGCCGAAUUUUAAAUACCCUUCACCAUGAUGCGUUACAAGAGCAGUCUCUACAAAUUUUAUUGCAAUAAAAUCAAUAAAUAUUAGCUGAAUGAAGAACAAUUAAGACGACCACCGUUAUGCCAGCAGUCAAGCAUGUAAUGAAGGCAUCUUAGGAAGAUUAUUAUUGGGAUAAAGUCAUAAAAUUAAUCAAAAUGAUAUGUUGUUCCCUGAUGAAACAUAUGAAGAUUAUAAAAAGCGUAUAAAAACCACAACUAAUUUAAAACCCAAAACAACUCAAACACCAAACGAAGAAUUUCAAACAACUUCGCUGCAACAUAGUGUUACAGAUGGAAAAAAGAGGAAUUAUAGUGUAACAAAAUCUUUUAGAACACAGGAUAGUAGUGGCAGAGAAAGUGCAACCAGCACGAGUAACAGUAGUAGUGGCUACAAACUAACUAGAGAUUUUUUCGAUAACAUACCAGAGUCUAGACAAACAGAGGAGAAGAAGACAGCAGCUAAUACCACAACUUGCCACAAGCAACAAGAGCUGCCCCUUAAAACACUUGCAGCCAAAGAUAAAGAAGCCACCAAACAGUCAACAAAUGGGCAUACAAAUCACAAUGACACAGUCAACGAAGAUCUAUCUACAAAUCCUAUUUUCUUGCGUACAUGUGAGGCUCUCAUACGUCAGUAUCGUAUACGACCCGACUUCUUUUGUCAGUAUUACAAAGCUGUCAGCAGCAAUUCUACCUCACCUGCCUCCUCCACCCAACCUUCUCAAACGAAAAGUAUUCCAAAGAAGAAAAGUCAUGUUGAUUCUUAUGAGAAAUCAUCUACAAAAUCUUCUGAAAAAUGUAUACAAAAUUCAGCUCAGAAUUAUCCAGUUUUACCGAUGGAUAACACGCCCAAUACAACUUCUUCCGAAGAAGUUCAACGUUUUACAAAACGUUCAGCUAUUUAUACUUUGCCGAAGAGGAGACUUGAAAAUUCAGAUCAUAUAGCAGCUAUAGUAAAAGACGCCUCAUCAUCCAAUGAGGCUGUACACCUACAACAACGACUCAAAAGUCUCAGUACCGAAUUAGUAACAUUGCGAAAUCGUUUGCAUGUGGGCCAAGGCCAAAGUGCAACAGCAGCAACGAUAAACAAUGGCAAUGGAGCAAAUUUAUCACAACAACAGCAGCAACAACAACAACAACAGCAAUUGGGCCCCUUAACAGCGUGUCUAGAACUGAAUGCAUCAAGUCCAAAUUUAAAUCUAAAUAACAGUAGUAAUAGUAAUAAUAAUUUAAGCCAUAACAACAAUAACAACAGCAAUACCAAUAGUAAUAAUCAAUUUAAUAACUUUGCCACAAAUGGCAAUAACUUAGUACAACAACAACAGCAGCAGCAACAACAGCAAAUGCAAUUACAUCAACAACAGCAAUCACAAAUACAACAUGGUUCAAUAUUUCCCACAUUAAAUAAUAGUAAUAGUAACAACAGCAACAAUAAUAACAAUAAUAAUAAUACCACCACCAAUAACAAUAAUAAUUGUAGCAAUAAUGUUAAUUUAACAACCACCACUAAUACCGCCCAACAUCAUCAUCAUCAACAACAGCAACAACAACAAUCACAUCAUCAACCAACACCACAACAACAGCAACAGCAUCAUAAUAAUCAUACUUCAUCAUCAGUUAUAAAUACCAAUACCGCCACAUCUAUUCUUAAUAAUAAUAACAAUAAUAAUAAUAAAAAUUCACAUCAUUUGUUUAGUCAUACCUUGCCACAUAAUUCGUCAACCACAUCGGGUAUUGUUUCAUCAAGAAAUACAUCCAUACCACAUCCACUGCCCCAUCAGAUCAAUGAAAAAGCUUCUUCGGCCACCCAUAAUUUUAUGGAUUCAAUUGUAAUGCCUGUUAUACCACCACCGACAUCGAUGACUCACACCUCCAAUACACUACCUAUGCGAUCAUCGACACAUUCAUCACAUUUACAACAUCAACAACAACAACAGCAGCAACAACACCAUCAUCAUCACCACCAGCCAUCGUAUCAUCAACAAACACAACAACAGCAGCAGCAGCAACAACAUCAACACCAGUCACAUCAAUAUCAACAUCAAACCAACCAAUUGCCCUUCAUACCCAUACAAAAGCAUUUAAAUCCAUGUCAUGGCAUUAAUACUCUUCCCAUGGGUUUCACCAAUUCCAACAUUGUUGGCAGUAUACACAAUGUCAAUCGUUCCAAUCAAUAUGCAAAUCAAUUGAAUCACUCAUCCAAUGGCAAUACACAGCACAAACAACCCUAUGAAUUGGAAGAUCUAAUACAUCUAUCUGGACCUCUAACAGAAGAUGCUGUUAUGCGUACUCUGCAGGCGAGAUUUAAUGAGAAUUGCUAUUUCUCCAAUGUUGGUCCCAUAUUACUUUCCAUCAAUCCCUAUCUAAAUGUUGGCAAUCCCUUGACAUUAUCUUCCACCCGUUCAUUUCCUUUAGCUCCUCAGCUGCGCAAAAUCGUUCAGGAAGCCGUACGUCAACAAGCUGAAACGGGCUAUCCCCAAGCCAUAAUACUCUCUGGUACUUCGGGUGCUGGCAAAACCCAUUGUUCUAUGCUAUUGUUGCGUCAAUUAUUUGCCGUAGCUGGUGGUGGUCCUGAAACUGAUGCCUUUAAACAUUUAGCUGCCGCUUUUACAGUAUUACGUUCCUUAGGUUCGGCCAAAACAUCAACGAAUUCAGAAUCCAGUCGUAUUGGCCAAUUUAUUGAAGUUCAGGUGACAGAUGGUGCUCUAUAUCGCACUAAAAUUCACUGUUAUUUUUUGGAUCAGACACGUGUUAUACGUCCAUUGCCCAAGGAGAAAAACUAUCAUAUUUUCUAUCAAAUGUUGGCUGGUUUGAGUCGAGAAGAACGUGUCAAAUUAAAUUUGGAAGGUUAUUCUCCAUUAAAUUUACGCUAUUUGCAAAAUGGUGAUAUUUCUCAAAACGAUCAAGAGGAUGCGGCUCGUUUUCAGGCCUGGAAAACAUGUUUGGGUAUAUUGGGAAUACCAUUUUUAGAUGUGGUUCGUGUUUUAGCUGCCGUUCUAUUGCUGGGAAACGUACAGUUUAUUGAUGGUCAGAGUCUGGAGGUGGAUGUUAAAGGUGAAACAGAAUUAAAUGCUGUUGCCAGUUUGCUUGGUGUACCACCAGCCGCUCUAUUUCGUGGUCUAACCACACGUACACACAAUGCUCGUGGUCAAUUAAUCAAAUCUGUAUGCGAUGCCAAUAUGUCAAAUAUGACGCGUGAUUGUUUAGCUAAGGCACUCUACUGUCGCACAGUGGCCACAAUUGUGCGUAGAGCAAAUAGUUUAAAACGUUUGGGUUCUACUUUGGGUACUCUGAGUUCUGAUUCCAAUGAAUCGGUGCACAAUCAAGGUGAUGUGGCCUCACAGCAUGCCUCUACUAUUGGUGGGAAUUCGGGUUCUAAAUCUAUGGCGGCAUUAAAUAAUGCUGUGCGUCAUGCUACAGAUGGUUUUAUUGGUAUACUGGAUAUGUUUGGUUUCGAAGAACCUUCACCGCGUGCCCAAUUAGAGCAUUUGUGCAUAAAUCUGUGUGCCGAAACCAUGCAACAUUUCUAUAAUACUCAUAUAUUUAAAAGUUCAGUGGAAUCGUGUCGUGAUGAGGGUAUUGUCUGCGAUACCGAAGUGGAUUAUGUGGAUAAUGUCCCAUGCAUCGAUUUAAUAUCAUCACUGCGCACGGGUUUGUUGAGCAUGCUAGAUGCUGAAUGUGCUGCCCGAGGUUCAGCCGAAAGUUAUGUGGUCAAAAUUAAGAUACAACAUCGUAGUUCACCGCGUUUGGAGAUAAAACCCACUACUGAACCCAAUGAUCCACGAUUGUUUAUAAUACGUCAUUUUGCUGGACGUGUAGAAUAUGAUGCCACUGACUUUUUGGACACCAAUCGUGAUGUGGUACCCGAUGAUUUAGUGGCGGUUUUUUAUAAACAUACCUGUAAUUUUGGUUUUGCCACUCACUUAUUUGGUUCCGAAUUAAAAGCUUUAUAUGCUCUACAAAGUGUGCCGAGAGGUUUAAGUUUUCGCAUAGCUCCUACUUCUCAUACAGAACUGCUGAAUGGUGAUGAACCGGUUUCAACUUUAACACAAGAUUUUCAUACUCGUUUGGAUAAUCUUUUGCGUACUUUGGUCCAUGCUCGUCCACAUUUUGUGCGCUGUAUACGUAGUAAUUCUUCCGAAGCGGCUGGUUGCUUUGAACGUAUGACCGUCGUUAAACAAAUUCGUUCUUUACAGGUUUUGGAAACCGUUAAUCUAAUGGCUUCUGGUUUUCCACAUCGCAUGCGUUUUAAACAAUUUAAUGCUCGUUAUCGCAUGUUAGCCCCCUUCCAUUUGAUACGCCGUAAUGAAGAUAAAAUGGAGGAAUGUUGCAAUAUUAUAUUACAAUAUGCCAUGGAAAAUCCUCCUGUAGUUGAGGGAUCUGUUACAUUGGCUUGGGCUCCCGGUAAACGUCAUGUAUUUUUGAGUGAAGGCAUACGCCAACAUUUAGAACAUUUACGUACGGAGAUUCGUAAUAAGAGUGCUACCUUAAUACAGGCCACUUGGCGUGGUUGGCAGUGGCGCAAGAAAAUGGGUGGCGUUAAGCAGAGAACGCGUACUAAUGGUGGGGGAGUUUUAAUGAUGCCGACGGCGAAAUUACCGAAAACACAUUCCAGUAGCAAUCCAAUUGGCGUGGGAGCAUCGAAUGCAGUUGUUGCUGCUGCAGCAGCAGCGGCUGCCGCCGCUACUUUAACAACUUCGUUACCACGUUUAUCGGCGAAAACCACAAAUCUGGGUACGGUUACAAGGCCAAGACCACAACCUAUAGCGGGUACACCACCACCGGAUCCAAAUGAAAAAUGUGACACAAAGAUAAUUCAGCAAACAUGCAGUCUUUUUGGAUUAGAUUUGGAACGUCCACCACCGGUACCACCAUCACGCAACUACACCGUUACCGGCAAUACAAAACUAUGUUUUCCACAAAAUCGUAUUAUGAAAAUGAAUUUCCCUGAGGACACGAUUACAAAUCCGCCCACCGAACAAUUGAAAAAAGGUGAAAGUGUAACGGUUGUUGGUGCCUCAACAUGUCGUGGUCAUUUGAUAGUCGAACACAAAGGACAAAAUUUUCAUGUACCCUUUCAAUAUAUGGAAUUGGUUAGGGGACAUCAUCAGCAACAACAACAACAGCAGCAACAACAACAACAACAUCAUCACUCCCAUCAUCAAACGGCUAAUGUCACUAAUACGAAUGCAAAUACACAGCAAAAUGCGACUAAUGUUGUCAACUGCAACAGCAACAAUAAUAACAAUGGAAACAACAACAACAAUUUGGCCAAUAAUAACAAUGUUAACAGUGGCAACAACAAUAACAAUGGUGCUGUUGCUAACAAUGGUAAUAAUGUUGCAACAAGUGCAGCUGUCAAAAUAUAAUGUUGAUGGACAAUGGACAAUUGUAACAGCAACAACAACAACCACAGCAGUAAUAAUAUCAACAACAUUUUAUGACAAAGAGUAUUUGCAAAUGAAUGAAAGUAUUAGAAAAGGGAACAAAAAGGUUUUGAAAAGAUUGUCGAAGCUUGAUAGAACAUGAAUAUGGUUUGUUUUGUUUUGUUUUUUUGCGUGUUUGGGUGCCUACGUAAACACUAGAUAUCUGACCUGGUCAACAGUGGGAGAUAUUCAUAAAGAAAUUGGUAUUAAAUAAUAGUCACCGAUGAGAAAAAUUUCCAUAAUGAAAUCAAAAGUAUUUCGGGAUCCAAACCUGUAUUAGGGAAACACUAAUAGGUCGAUAGUAUUUAAAUCAAAAUAUUUCGAAGUUGAGUAAAAUAAAUCUAGAUUUCCUUUUGUUACACUUUAGCAUGUUAUGCUCUAAAUUUUGUUAUUAUAUUUAUUAAUAUUUCUUACCACUGUCAACUUAUAUUGUGCACCAUCUGAUGAUUAAACAAAUACUUACGCAUCUAAUCCAUGUUGCACCUACAAACUCAUUAUUUUACUCUGAAGAAUAGGGUGUACACAUUUUUGUUAUGAAAUACAUAUUGCUAUACCGUUUAUCGGCAAAUUACCUGCAGUCAAUCUAAUCAAAUCGGAUUAUUUAAUAAUUGUAUUAAAUUUUUCUAACUAAAAGUUUCUAAGGACCUCUAGAGAUCUACGGAUACCCAUUUAAGUACUGUUGCUUUGAGUGAAAGUCAAAUUUUUAAUUUGUUAUCAGAUUUUGAUCAAAUGUCUAGAAAAUAUGUAAUAACUUUUAAAGGUUCCAACUUCUGGAAGCGUUUAUAUAAUUCAAUGUUAAAUAUAAUUUCUAGACCUACAUUUCAGACGUAACUUUACGGUACGUACAGGAUUCUUUAAUGAAAAAUCCUAAAUAUUUAUAAAAACUCGAUCUUUAAUUUACAUGAUUAUCGUGUUCCAGUUCAUAUGGCAACAUUGAUUCUCAUCGGUAUUUGUCUGGGUUGAUCCGAUCUCAAAAAUUGAGCGAUUUCUUUAUAUGUUCAUAAUUGAUACGCUUCAGGUAUUGAGGACGCUAGAUUUCUUGCGUUUAACGACAAAAUAACUAAAAGGAGCCUUCGUAUCCGUCAGACAUAUAUAUUCCCUUUGUAUUUUUAAUUGUUCUUCAAUCCCCUUGCAGGGUCAAAGACCUUUGAAACCAGUUGAUUCUUGAGUUUUAUUUUGGACCUCUUUGCUAUUUGUCUGGUUUGAUCUGGUCUUAAUUCUUGUGAUUUCAUAUUUCCGAAUUUUAUAAUACUUUAGGAAUUAACUAUAAUAACUAUAUUAAAAAGAGCUUUCGUACCCUUCAUUUCCAUUCGACUUCUUAUUGUUCUACAUUCUCUUUUCAUGGUCAAAGCCCUCUUAAAACAGUUAAGGACGCUAGAUUUCUUGAGUUUUACUUUGGAUCUCUUUGGUAUUUGUCUAGUUUGAUCCGGUCUCAAUUAUUGAGUGAUUUCUUCAUAUUUCCGUAUUUUGUAAUGCUUUAGGCAUUAAGAACGCUAGAUUUCUUGCAUUCGACGACAUAAUGACUUUACCAAAGAGAGCCUUCGUACCCAUCAAUUCUUUUUGUUCCAUAUGACUUUUUAUUUGUUCUUCAUUCCCUUCCUCUAAAAGUCCUCUAAAAUCUGUUGAGGACGCUGGAUUUCAUAAGUUUAACAACAUAAUAACUAUAUUGAAGAUAGCUUUUGUACCCGUCGUCCCGUUUGAUCUUUUUAUUCCAAUUGACUUCAUAUUUGUUCUACGUUUCCCUUGCAGGGUCACAGGCCUUCAAACCCCGUUUUGACUAGGUUUUUCUCAUUAGUCUAACAAAAUCUCCACACCACAGAGAUGAUGUUGAUGUCAUAGUUUGAAAGUGCUGACGAGGUAUCUGCCUAGUUGGGAUCACAGUAAAUCUAGUUGCACUCAAAAACAGAGCUUCAGUACCCUUAGAUUUAUGUCUUUAUUAAUACCAGUAAGUUUGUAUCGGUUAUGCUUAUCAGUCUGUUGGACCCAAUACCAAUACAAACUACUAUCGUGAUAUCCGAAUUAUUAGGUCCAGUGCUCUUAAAACAUUGAAAACAUGUCACUAAUAGAGGACGUUCAUAUAUCACUCAUUAGCUCUUAAUGCUGAGGAUUGACGUUUUGAGAUAAGUGAAUCAUGUUGGUGUAAAUUUUAAGGAAUCAAAAGCUAUUGACGUUCUAGACAUGAAAAUACAAUAUGAUGUCCAUAGGACCGAACACAUUUUUAAGGUUGUAAGAAAUACUUCACUUCAUCUGAUCUUCUAACUAUGUACAUCAGUUAUAUUCGAUCAAAAAUGGAAUAUAACUCUCAUAUAUGAGCAAAUGCUUUAAAUUUUAGUUUAAAGUUUCUAGACCGGGUACAGGAAAGGGCAAAAGUACUUAUCGGUGACAGUAUUGUUUAUCUGGUGGCAAAUUUACAAAAAUCUUCAUAAACACUAUAUCCUCCCACCCAUAGUAUAGUUUUCUAGUAAGAGUCAUCAUACAACCAGAUUUGACAUUAUCAAAUUUGACUUUAAUCUUCUUAAGUUUGAUUAUCACAAGUGUCAUAAUAAUUAUACUCGAACUUCAAAAAAUUUUGCGAAAAAUAAAAAAAGCCACCCUAAUAUUCACAGAUAUGAACAUAUUAAGACUGUAAAUAUUAUAUACUCGUAAUCGUAUUCGUAAUUAUAGAAAUUUAUUUUAAAACGUUGUCUAAAAAUUUUAAUUAAAAUGAAUUCUUCAAUAUUUUAAAAAAAUAAGAAAAAAAAAAUGUUUUAUUUUAAUUAGUUUUUAGUUACAACAAAAAUA
Molecule: messenger RNA, 8504 nt
Organism: Lucilia cuprina (Australian sheep blowfly)
Lineage: Eukaryota; Metazoa; Arthropoda; Insecta; Diptera; Calliphoridae
Gene: dachs
Product: myosin-G heavy chain
Exons: 10
Coding region: 459-5666 (1735 amino acids)
Biological process (GO): actin filament organization; vesicle transport along actin filament
Cellular component (GO): actin cytoskeleton; cytoplasm; myosin complex
Molecular function (GO): actin filament binding; cytoskeletal motor activity; ATP binding
Source: RefSeq, a predicted model, not a curated record